This is a messenger RNA of Phascolarctos cinereus (koala), 3004 nucleotides long. The record is from RefSeq and is a predicted model, not a curated record. NCBI's taxonomy places the organism in Eukaryota, Metazoa, Chordata, Mammalia, Diprotodontia, Phascolarctidae.
UAAAGGUCCUGCUCCCAGCAGCCUCCGCGGUUGAUACGUCGCCAUCUUGGAUCCGCGGGACAAGAAAAUUCAUGCGAGGGAGAACUUGGUGGGCGGUCCUUCCUGUGACACGACCCUUGAGUGACAGUUCUGUUUGAUUGCCUCCAGUACUGUGAGGAAAGGACACGACUCUAUGGUGAGGACUGAUGGACAUACAUUAUCUGAGAAAAGAAACUACCAGAGUUUUGGUAAAAUUGAACCUGUACUCUUGCAUUCAAGUUUUGGAAAUACUGUAAUGGGAAUUUUGACAAAAAUGAAGUUGGCAGAUAGAAAAAUGUGUGCUUUCCAAUGUCCAGAUCUGCAAGUGGUGAAAGAAGUUACAAAGGUGACAAACAGCAUGUUUGGUGCUUCAAGAAAGAAGUUUGUAGAGGGGGUCGACAGUGACUACCAUGAUGAAAACAUGUACUACAGCCAGUCUUCGAUGUUUCCACAUCGGUCAGAAAAAGAUAUGCUGGCAUCACCAUCAACAUCAGGUCAGCUGUCUCAGUUUGGGGCAAGUUUAUACGGGCAACAAAGUACACUAGGCCUUCCAAUGAGGGGAAUGAGCAACAAUACCCCUCAGUUAAAUCGCAGCUUAUCACAAGGCACUCAGUUACCAAGCCACGUCACGCCAACAACAGGGGUACCAACAAUGUCACUUCACACGCCUCCAUCUCCAAGCAGGGGUAUAUUACCUAUGAAUCCUAGGAAUAUGAUCAACCACUCCCAGGUUGGUCAGGGCAUUGGAAUUGCCAGCAGGACAAAUAGCAUGAGCAGUUCAGGGUUAGGUAGCCCUAACAGAAGCUCGCCAAGCAUAAUAUGUAUGCCAAAGCAGCAACCCUCUAGACAGCCUUUUACUGUGAACAGUAUGUCUGGAUUUGGAAUGAACAGGAAUCAGGCAUUUGGAAUGAAUAAUUCUCUAUCAAGUAACAUUUUUAAUGGAACAGAUGGAAGUGAAAAUGUGACAGGAUUGGACCUUUCAGAUUUUCCAGCACUAGCAGAUCGAAACAGAAGGGAAGGAAGUGGUAACCCAACUCCAUUAAUAAACCCCUUAGCUGGAAGAGCUCCUUAUGUUGGAAUGGUAACAAAACCAGCAAGUGAGCAAUCCCAGGACUUUUCAAUACACAACGAAGAUUUUCCAGCAUUGCCAGGCUCCAGCUAUAAAGAUCCAACAACGAGUAACGAGGACAGUAAAUCUAAUUUGAAUACAUCUGGUAAGACAUCUUCAAGUACAGAUGGACCUAAAUUCCCUGGAGACAAAAGUUCAACAACACAAAACAACAACCAGCAGAAAAAAGGGAUCCAGGUGUUACCUGAUGGUCGGGUUACUAACAUUCCUCAAGGGAUGGUGACGGACCAAUUUGGAAUGAUUGGCCUGCUGACAUUUAUUAGAGCAGCAGAGACAGACCCAGGAAUGGUACAUCUUGCAUUAGGAAGUGACUUAACAACACUAGGCCUCAAUCUCAACUCUCCUGAAAAUCUAUAUCCCAAAUUUGCAUCACCCUGGGCAUCUUCACCUUGUCGACCUCAAGACAUAGACUUCCACGUUCCAUCUGAGUACUUAACGAACAUUCACAUUAGAGAUAAGCUGGCUGCAAUAAAACUGGGCCGAUAUGGAGAAGAUCUACUAUUCUAUCUCUAUUACAUGAACGGAGGAGACGUAUUACAGCUUUUAGCAGCAGUAGAACUUUUUAACCGAGAUUGGAGAUAUCACAAAGAAGAACGAGUAUGGAUUACCAGGGCACCAGGCAUGGAGCCAGCAAUGAAAACCAAUACAUACGAGAGGGGAACAUAUUACUUCUUUGACUGUCUUAACUGGAGGAAAGUAGCUAAGGAGUUCCUUCUGGAAUAUGACAAAUUAGAAGAAAGGCCUCAUCUGCCAUCAUCCUUCAACUACAACCCUGCUCAGCAAGCCUUCUAAAGACUUCCCUUUUCUUGGGGUAUGGCUGUCUCAGCACAAUACUCGACAUAACUGCAGAACUGAUGUGGCUCAGGCACCCUGGUUUUAAUUCCUUGAGGAUCUGGCAGUUGGCUCAUGCAAAGGGUCACCAUUUGAGGUCCUGCCUUACUAAUUAUGUGCUGCCCAACAACUAAAUUUGUAAUUGUUUUUCUCUAGUUUGAGCAGGGUCUGAAUUUUUCCAUUUUUUUUGGACAGCAGACAUUGAUCUGUAAUGACAAAAAAGUACACUGACAAAGUUUACCACAUAGUUUCCAAAAUGUAAAAAAGGAAAAAAAACCCAGGAAAAAAAAAGCAAAAAACCCCAAAAAAUUAGACAACAAAAUUUGCAUUGUUCAUUGUAGCACUAUUGGUAAUAAAAAAAAAUGUUUGUGCAUUUUUAUGUGAAGAUCCUUCUCGUAUUUCAUUUGGAAAGAUGAGCAAGGUCUGCUUCCUUCAUUUUACUUCUCCCUUCUGUUUUUGAAAGGCAGUUUUUCGCCAAGCUUAAAUGCAAGAAUAUCUGACUGUUUAGAAGAACGAUAUGGCCACAACCUCUGGAUGGUUUCUAGGGUUGUGUUAUUACUGAGCUUCAUCUUUCCAGAAUGAGCAAAACACUGUCCAGUCUUUGUUACGAUUUUGUAAUAAAUGUGUACAUUUUUUUUAAAUUUUUGGACAUCACAUGAAUAAAGGUAUGUAUGUACGAAUGUGUAUAUAUUAUAUAUAUGACAUCUAUUUUGGAAAAUGUUUGCCCUGCUGUACCUCAUUUUUAGGAGGUGUGCAUGGAUGCAAUAUAUGAAAACGGGACAUUCUGGAACUGCUGGUCAGGGGACUCCUUUGUCGCCCUGUGCACUAAAGGGCCAGAUUUUCAGCAGCCAAGGACAUCCAUACCCAAGUGAAUGUGAUGGGACUUAAAGAAGUGAACUGAGACAAUUCACUCUGGCUGUUUGAACAGCAGCGUUUCAUAGGAAGAGAAAAAAAAAGAUCAAUCUUGUAUUUUCUGACCACAUAAAGGCUUCUUCUCUUUGUAAUAAAGUAGAAAAGCUCUCCUCA